UCCACCAAGUGCACCCGCUUCUGUGUUUAAUGUACGGUACCCGAGUCGACCUGUCAAUUCGCUCGGCGUGUCGUCGAUAUAUACACGUUCUUCGCUAUUUUAUUUAUUUAAAUCUUGAUACGUGAAAUGUAAAAUGUCGCGUCGAGACGCUGUGAGACAAAUUGACUCGUGUUGUAAUUGGAUUGUUUGAAGAAAAUCGAUAUUGCGCGCUGCAUCGUUUCUAUGCGAUUAAUUAUUUUAUAGCUUUUAUUUACAAAUGUAAUUUUCGACAUUCUAUAUGACGACUAUUACAGACUGCUGUUGGAAUUACCAGUUUUGAAAAAGUCUUUUGGUUCCAUGUCUUCCCCAUACCUGCAAUGAUGUCGUACGAUUAUCCUCAUCCAGUCUCGAGAACAUAUCAAUACAAAAAGAUAACGAAGCCGCUUUUGGAGAGGAAAAGGCGAGCGCGUAUAAAUCGUUGCCUUGAUGAACUUAAGGAUCUCAUGGUGGACGCUUUAGAGACCGAAGGCGAGAACAUUAGCAAGCUGGAGAAGGCGGAUAUCCUCGAGCUGACGGUGCGUCAUCUGCAGAAGCUGCAGGCCUCGCGGCCCGCCGGACUGUCGACGUCGAUUGCGAACGGCGACGAAAUUUCCGCAGAGAGCCGCUGGCAGUCCGGCUUCGGACAUUGCGCGGCGGAGGCCUGCAGAUUUCUCUCGUCGCUUCCAGGUGAAGCCGCGGAGAGGCUGGCGAGACACCUCGCAGCUGGCCUUCAAACGAGCCGGCAAACAAAUUCAUCGCCGAAAGCCAACCUGUUAUCGCCUACCCUGGCCAAUCUGGAUCGCAUCGCUAACGUUGUCGCACCUUGUCCCAUCGCCACCUCCGGCAAAAUUGACUCGGCGAUACUUCCUGCAAGCGUGUCCUCGCCGGAGAUAAAAUCCCAGCCUCGCGCUGAUAAAGCUGUCGAGAUCGGCGACGCGAGCGUGUCAACGACAACCUGUGUUUCUUCCACAUCUCGGUGUCGGGCGACGACGUCACUCGUUAACGAGAAGUUAACGGUAAAUUGCAGACCGAAGAGUUUGAGGGAUCGACGGCCAACGACAACAAUGACGGCGACAACGAUGAGGAACAAAACGAAUGACCCGCAAGACAUUAACGUCGAUGACGAUGAAGAAAUCGAUGUCGAACGCGUGGACGAACGCGACCCGAUGUGGCGACCAUGGUAGCGCAUUUUGUAAUGAGCGGCCGAUGAGAUGCAUUCCCUAUUCAGAGACUGCUUUUGACAACGUACCGUUAUUCAUCUCAUUUGUAUAUACUUUCAAGUUGUCGGAGUUGAUUUUUUUCUUGGAAAAAAAAUGUUAAGGCAUCGAUUAUGUUUUAGGUUUAUUAUCAAUGUCUGACAGUAGAAGCGGACAAAUUAACAGAUGUUUAUUAUUUACUUAAUUGCAGGUUUAUAUGUUAUUUGAACGAUAUUUUAAUUUAGAAUUACAUUUAAUUAAAAGGUAGGUCUGAUGUGUUAUAGAUUAUAUAAAAAUGUAAUAUUUUUAGUAGAUUGCAGUUAGAAGUUAGAAGUUAUGAAGCAUAGAAGAUGAGAACAAAUAUUAGAAAUAAUAGAGGAAAAGGAAAUUUAGAUGUUUAAAGUUCCAUUUUUAUUCUCUUUGACA
Nylanderia fulva is the source of this 1640-nucleotide messenger RNA. RefSeq names its product transcription factor HES-4-B. Gene Ontology annotation, molecular function: DNA binding; protein dimerization activity. Gene Ontology annotation, biological process: regulation of DNA-templated transcription. The record is from RefSeq and is a predicted model, not a curated record. Lineage: Eukaryota; Metazoa; Arthropoda; Insecta; Hymenoptera; Formicidae.